AUGGGAGAAGAAAACCAGCUAAUAAGAAUCUUUGAUCAUUACGGAAUUGAGCAUAGGUGCCUAACAGUAAGCUGCCCUAAAGAGUAUUAUCGUGAACUUUGCCAAGAGUUCGAAUGCAUUCUCAGAUGUGGCACAUAUCAUCAAAUCUGUCAAUGGACUUUCACCGAACUAUACAUUAAACAUUACGAGUUAUUUCUAGAAAUAUUAAAGUCAGCUACAACAGGUAUCAGUGGACCCUUAAAAAGUGGGAAGCAUGGUUGCAUUCACAGGUUCAAGAUCAAGAUCGGGAUGGAUAAUCUCAACAGUGAUCUUUAUGGUUAUCUCCUGAAUAUUAAUGACCAAAUUAUGAUAGCUUUCAUUAACCAUCCCCUUGGACCAACGAUGGGCCAUGAAGUUUGUCAUGUUACUGGUAUCUUAAUUCAUUCAAAGAAAGUCUACCCAAUCUCAAUCCCAAAUUACGAGGAGAUGGACGAAAUAGUCAAAACCACAGGUUUAGACUUCUACGAAGAAAAGUUCCAUAAUGCCUCGGAAAUAGUUGAGAAUUUCUUAUUGACUUUCAUUCCAAAAGGUAUCAUCGAUAACCCGAGAUUCAAACUGAAAUGGGAAUUAGCAUAUGGUCAGAUGCUUGAAGAUUUUAACUGCGACUUCAUUAAAGAUUUAUUUCAAUUCCUCACAAAUAAUGGAAUGACCCCUCAGGAAUUCGAGGCGUUCAAAAUAGCCACAUGCAACACAACAAAAGUAAUCCGUGGUGCCAGAUAUCAAAUGAACAUGUGGAACUCCGGACUACCAGAUGAAUUAAGAAACAUCGUAGAAUACCCAUUUCAAUUUGGUUCAACCACAGUAAAUCACUCAGAAGGUAUUGCAAAUCACGAAUACAUGAAGAAUAAUUAUCAUAAGUUUCAAGUUUCAUUGAGCAAUGGCCAAACCAUCAGAAACUUAAAUCGCAAGAUAGCUAAUUCAUCCGGAAAAUUAUUCCGGAUUGGACAUGCGAAAGAUGAUUUCUUCAAGAGGGAAUUUAAAGACGUGUUUGAGUUUGCCGGGGAAUACACGAAAACGCAAAAAAGGUUCACACAAAUCUUUAACGAUUUAUUGGGUAUGCCUGAAGAGGAACUCAUUCAUAUUGAAAGUUCUUGUUAA
Messenger RNA from Trichomonas vaginalis G3, 1137 nucleotides. RefSeq lists its product as uncharacterized. Lineage: Eukaryota; Parabasalia; Trichomonadida; Trichomonadidae. The transcript has a single exon. Bases 1 to 1137 code for a protein of 378 amino acids. The record is from RefSeq and is a predicted model, not a curated record.